Molecule: messenger RNA, 991 nt
Organism: Lactuca virosa
Lineage: Eukaryota; Viridiplantae; Streptophyta; Magnoliopsida; Asterales; Asteraceae
Source: the annotation of a GenBank genome assembly
UGCCUGAAUAAACAGGUGUGGUUAACUACCUACCGUCCAAUCAAUAUUCUCAAUUAAUUUCCUCCGGCCGUCGCCUCCUCCCAUCCUCGCCAUCACCCACAAAUACAAUCCUCCUUUCACAUCAAUGAUCAAUCCCACCCACUCCUCCCUUCAACUCAAGUUUAUUCUCUAAAUCAGUAGCCUGUAGACCCCACUUUCUAUCUCUCUAUAUAUCUUAUCCCUUUUCUCCGUCAAACCCGCCUUUCUGUCUUUUAAUUUUCUCUCAUUUGCCAAACUUUCCCCUUUUUUUCGAAGACAUUAAUCGAAUCGGAAACUAGACAAGAAAUUCUCACAAAUCUGAUUUUGAUCCUGUGCUACUGUUUACUCCCUACUUGAAAUGCUACAAGAAUUUGGCUGAAUUGAAGAAAGAAAUAGUUAGAAGAGUGUAGAGAUGGUGGUGAGGAAAGUUGGCAAGUAUGAGGUUGGGAGGACGAUCGGUGAAGGAACCUUCGCGAAGGUCAAGUUUGCUCAGAAUACAGAGACCGGUGAAAGUGUUGCUAUGAAACUCCUCGAUCGAGCUACCAUAAUCAAGCACAAGAUGGUCGACCAGAUCAAGAGAGAGAUAUCAAUCAUGAAGCUGGUUAGACAUCCCAAUGUUGUUCGGCUGCAUGAGGUGCUAGCAAGCCGCACAAAAAUAUACAUAAUUUUGGAAUUUAUCACAGGGGGUGAGCUUUUUGAUAAAAUUGUCCACCAUGGACGCCUCAGUGAAGCAGAAUCUAGAAGAUUCUUUCAGCAGCUGAUUGAUGGUGUAGAGUAUUGCCAUAGUAAAGGAGUAUAUCACAGAGAUCUGAAGCCUGAAAAUCUUUUGUUAGAUUCCCAAGGAAAUUUAAAGAUUUCAGAUUUUGGACUCAGUGCAUUGCCUGCAGAGUAUCCUUCGAACAACCUGUGGAACUCCCAACUAUGUUGCACCAGAGGUACUGAGUCACAAAGGUUACAAUGGUGCUUUGGCUGA